CGUGGAGGCGCUUGGACGUUUUCAUCGUGUGUGUGUGUGUUUUUGUGCUUUUCUUCAGAAACAAAAAUAAUGUUUGCAAAAACAAAAUAAACACGCAAUUUCUCGAGAAUAUAUUUUUUAGUUUACAGAAAGAAUUAAGAAUCAAUUUCUGAACUGUCAGAAAGUAUCAAAUUUUCUCAUCAACUUGAUAUUUAUAUGAGAAAAGUGUGCCAAAUUUUUUUAUUAAAUCAUGUGUGCGAUGUUGAUUUUUGUUUUGAAGUGAUGCUUGUUCGUCAGUAAUAGCGAGCAAACGACCUGGUUUUUUAACAAUAAAAAGAGUUGAAGAAUUUCCUUUUUCUAAGAUAGGUGUUAAUAUUCUGAAUAGCAGGUGUUUCUGGCAUGAAAGCGAAGUAUUCAGUGUUGAGAAUGGGAACUUUGUUCUUAGCGGAGAAGUGCAUUUGUCUCUCUUGAAAGUUUAAAAGUGAAUUAUUGAUUUGAAAGGAUUUUUGAAAAGAAGAUUGUUCUUUUUAUUGCCUUUCUUUGGAAAGAAAGAAAAAACAUCAGACUUUCGGGAAUGAUUUUUACUGGGAGGUCAGUCGACGCCCUUGAUGACGUUCGAUCAGUUCAAGACGAUCGACGUGAAAUCAAUGCAAUUUCAAUUGCAUCCGGCUGGUUUUCCAGCUUACGAAGAACGGGGAAAAAAUAUAAAAAAGGAUAUCAGAAACAAGCAAAGAGCGCUUGGGAUCUGCGAACUUUGACCACUGCCAGAAACACGCAACUGAAAGAUGAGUUGGGCGAAGUUGUGGCCGAGAUGGAGGCGAUGGAAGGAGGUGGAUUGGCGACGGACGAGUCGAAGCCAUCGAAUAAAGCAAAGCAAAUGUCAAUCGGACGUAAAAAAUUCAAUAUGGAUCCGAAGAAGGGAAUCGAGUACCUGAUUGAACAUAAUCUAUUGACAGCAACACCCGAGGAUGUUGCACAGUUUCUCUACAAGGGCGAGGGACUCAAUAAGACGGCAAUUGGCGAUUAUCUUGGCGAGAGGCACGAUUUCAAUGAAAGGGUACUAAGAGCUUUCGUUGAACUUCACGAUUUCACGGAUUUAAUAUUGGUUCAAGCAUUGAGACAAUUUUUAUGGUCAUUCCGAUUGCCUGGCGAGGCACAAAAAAUCGACAGAAUGAUGGAAUGCUUCGCUCAACGUUAUUGCCAGCUAAAUACAAAUAUUUUCACCAAUACCGAUACAUGCUACGUUCUCAGUUUUGCAAUAAUUAUGUUAAAUACCUCGUUACACAAUCCAAGUGUCAAAGACAAACCAAGUGUAGAGCAAUUUAUUUCGAUGAAUCGAGGGAUUAAUAAUGGUGGUGAUCUGCCACGGGAACUUCUUGUGAGUUUAUACGAGAGCAUAAAAACGGAACCUUUCAAAAUACCGGAGGACGACGGUAACGAUCUGAUGCACACGUUUUUCAAUCCGGACAAGGAGGGCUGGCUCUGGAAACAAGGCGGACGUUACAAGAGUUGGAAACGACGUUGGUUCAUUCUCAACGACAAUUGUCUUUACUAUUUCGAGUACACGACCGACAAAGAACCACGUGGUAUUAUUCCGCUGGAGAACAUUCAGGUCAGAGAAGUACAGGAUCGACACAAGCCUCAUUGCUUUGAACUCUACGCCGCUGGCUCCGAGUUCAUCAAGGCGUGUAAGACAGACAGUGAAGGAAAGGUCGUUGAAGGGAAACAUACUGUUUAUAGAAUGUCUGCUGCGACUGACGAGGAAAAAGAAGAGUGGAUCAAAUGUGUUCGGCAAAGCAUAUCUCACAAUCCAUUCUACGAUAUGUUGGCCGCGAGAAAGAAGAAGGCCCAAAAGACUCAGAGUUCAAAGAGUUAAAAACCGCAGUGUAUAAAAGCCGAAUUAAAUUUCGGUUUGAUGAAUUCAAAGACUGUUCUCGUUCCCCUUGGGUUCAACGUAAUCCUCUUGAGGCUUUGACCAAAAGUAGUCAAGAAAAAAAAAAGAAAAACAAGAAGAGGAGCUUGAACUUCGAUCAAGGAAAUCAAUAUUGUUGAUGAACAACCACGAUAUUUGAUGGGAGUUUUUGUUUUACAAACAUGGUGUAGUACUCAUUGUGUGAAUCAACACUUGAAAGGAAAGAAAAUUUUCCUUAUGAACUUUUUACCAGUCUAGUAUUUACAUUCGUGCCUCACGUAAUCGUAAAGAAAAAAAAAAAGAAAAAAAAAGAAAAGGAAAAUGACUAAUCCGAUUAGUGAAUAAAUCGAAUCGAAGAAUAAUUUCUAUUAUUCUCAUUUCAAAAGUGAAAGUUACUUGAGAAACUAGAAUUCAGUAAUGAUGGUAGAUUAUUCUAGUAUUGAAUUUAAAAAUCUCAAUAUAUCGAAAUUAGAAAUUAGUGAAGGGAAAUGAAAAAAAUAUCUUUAAAAAUUGAUUUUGGCCAUCAAUAUUUACAAUAGUUUCUAUUUUCUUUUAAUAUUUCGUUAGUCAAUUUCCGAAAAAGAACUGAGCCAAAAGACGUAGGAGAAAAAAAGAAAGAAAGAGCCCGUAUGAAAAAAAGACGAAGAAAAAGAAAUUUAAAAAAACGCGUGUAGAUUUUAUUAUUCUUGUAUUUAUUUGAACAAACUUGUAGAUAAGGCUAGUUAAAUUUGUUAAUCUAUAGAUAUAUUUAAAAGAAUAAUAAUCGGUUCAACUGUACUUCGCGUACAGUUUUGUAAGUAUGACCCGAUUGGUCAAAACAUGACACUAGUUUAGGAUUUUUUUUUCUGUAAGUAUUGAUUUGGUUUAUCUAUAAACCAGAAAACACAUCAAAUGUCGCCUACUUUCACACACUAUUUGUAUAUUAUUCGAAAUGUGUUGAACUGUUCCUAUUUUUUUUUUUAAAGAAAAUUUCUCAUCUAUUUUUGAAAAAAUAGAGUCGCUUCCAUCGUUUCUGGUCAAUUAUCGCGUUAAUAGACAUAUUUUUUAUAUCUAUCUACGUGUGUGUGUGUCUUCCUUUGUAAUAUUUAUAUAUGGAAAAAAUUAAUUAAUUUCGUUUCUCGAUUAUUUACAAAAGGGUCUAAUGUCUCAGUGAUUGUUUAAUAUUUUAAACAUAAUCUACCACUGAAUUUAUACAGUACUUUUUUAGGAAAUAAAAUCAAAAAAGGAGGAAAAUUAUUUUAGAAGUUAAAAUAAUGAGAAGUAAAAUAGACCCUUUUAAUAUUAAACGUUCAUUAAUGAUUUUUUUAAGUAUUUGUACAUUUGAUAAUCGUAUACAUAUAUUUUUUUAACUUUACGUGUAUUAAGUGUAUGAAUAGCGACUCUAUUUUUUUGACAUUAAAUAAGCGCAAAUCUGUUUCAAGAUUUCCGAUUUCGUAUGAAAGAAAUAUUAUAUUAUAUAUAUAUAUAAAUAUUAUAUGUAAAAGACUUAGUACUCGAUAAUAUUGAGUUCUAUAAUUAAUCGAAAUCACCAUUUCUUUUGACAGAAGUUUACUUGUAAAUAACACAAUAUCUAAUAAUGAACAUAAAUUACAUACAUUGUUUUUUGAAACUAGUCCUAGCAGCCGAUCCGUCAUGGAGAAUAGAAAAAUCUUUUCAAUGAAAAACUGUCAAACAUCGAAAUUGCCUUAUUAAUUAGUGAACGUAAAUUUGCUUAAGAUUUUGUAGAUAAGAUUUAUCGUAUGUUUGCGCCUUUUUAAAAAAUAAGUUGAUUGUUUUUCCGACAAACAUAAAAAACAUGACGGACAGUAAAAAUUAUACGCAAAACAAGAAAAAAAGAUUUCGAGAAAUGACCCGUCCAAGAGUCAUUUAUUCUUACAGUCGAACCUUGUUAAGUGAAAUUUAGUUUCUUGAAAUAAUUCAGUAAGAAAUAUUUAAAUAUAAAUUUUAAUUUUCUAACAUAAGGAAAAAAUUGAACACUGGUAAAUAUUAGUAAUUAUUGUUGCAUUAUCAAGCUUUCACUUAAUUAGUUUUGACUGUAGCUGUAUUCUUAAUUUUGCAUAAGGUAUUUAUAUAGUCGUGGGCCAAAAUCGAAUUUUCUGCCACAUGAGUUCAUUUUUACAGUCGAACUCCUUUUAAGGGAGAUAAUAAAGAAUCUUUUAAUCACACUUCAAGGUACGACUGUAUACAGUACAAUAAUUGUAUAAUAUUCCAGAUUCUCUUUUUAAUUAUUGAAUAAUUGGAAAUUUUAAAUAAUCAUUAAUUAAAUAAAUCUUACGAAGACUGACAAAUCUUCUACUAGUGGUAACGAACACAGUCAAACCUCGUUAAGCGAGCAUGAUUUAUUCCUAAACUAUUUCCCAUAAAUAUUAACAAUAGACUAGUGUUUCUAUCGUUUCCCAUUUAACGAGGUUCGACUGUUUUAAUUGAUUAAUACAAAAAUUUAGUGGUCAAUUCAGGCUUUUUGUAGAAUUGUGCGCAGCAACAUUCGUCCCUUGAGCUUUUUAACGGCAAGUGUGUGUGUAACCAGAACAGUAUUUUGUUGUGAAGAAUUUUCACAAAACGCAAAAAAGAUAUAAAAAACGAUGUCCUGUUUGUUUAAUUUAAAAUCGAAUCGUCGUGUCAAUCGUCUUCUGUCGGAACAGUUUAAGAAAAAACAAAGUAAAUAAAACUGAUAUAGAUUCAGCGUGCAAUACGUCAAAUUUGUAUAGAGAUGAAAAGUGUACAUUUUCCUGUAUAUUGUUAUUUUUAUUUGAUAAUUGUUAUGGUUACAUAAUGAAUUAAAUAUCGAAUCGAAAUCAUAUAGUAUGUGUAAUUAUUUAAAUUUAUUAAUAAAAUAAUAUUUUCAUUUCGUUAAA
Messenger RNA from Leptopilina heterotoma, 4746 nucleotides. RefSeq names its product cytohesin-1 (gene step). Gene Ontology annotation, molecular function: guanyl-nucleotide exchange factor activity. Gene Ontology annotation, biological process: regulation of ARF protein signal transduction. The transcript is spliced from 6 exons. The record is from RefSeq and is a predicted model, not a curated record. Lineage: Eukaryota; Metazoa; Arthropoda; Insecta; Hymenoptera; Figitidae. Bases 554 to 1855 code for a protein of 433 amino acids.